Dipodomys spectabilis (banner-tailed kangaroo rat) is the source of this 3507-nucleotide messenger RNA. RefSeq names its product histone acetyltransferase KAT2B-like. NCBI's taxonomy places the organism in Eukaryota, Metazoa, Chordata, Mammalia, Rodentia, Heteromyidae. Gene Ontology annotation, cellular component: histone acetyltransferase complex; nucleus. Gene Ontology annotation, biological process: positive regulation of transcription by RNA polymerase II; chromatin remodeling. The record is from RefSeq and is a predicted model, not a curated record. Gene Ontology annotation, molecular function: protein binding; histone H3 acetyltransferase activity.
AUGCAUUCCUCUUUGGGAAUGGGACCACAAAAUGCAGAAACAGUAGCAGGAACCCCAAUCCCUGUGCUUACGGUUCAGUUGGCAGCGAAGCAGCACUCACAAGAUGAGUGCAAGAUCCUGGUUGCCAGGGGUGUGAAUAACUUUGUACAGUACAAAUUCUGCCACCUGCCCUCCAAAGAAAGGCAAACAAUCAUUGAGUUGGCAAAGAUGUUCCUAAACCGCAUCAACUAUUGGCAUCUGGAGGCGCCGUCUCAGCGCCAACUGCGCUCUCCCAAUAAUGACAUUUCUGGAUACAAAGAAAACUACACAAGAUGGCUGUGUUACUGCAAUGUGCCGCAGUUCUGUGACAGUUUACCUCGGUACGAGACCACCGAGGUGUUCGGGAGAACGUUGCUUCGCUCAGUUUUCACCAUUAUGAGGCGACAACUCCUGGAACAAGCAAGGCAGGAAAAGGACAAACUGCCUCUGGAGAAACGAGCCCUAAUCCUCACACAUUUCCCAAAGUUUCUGUCCAUGUUGGAAGAAGAAGUUUAUAGUCAAAACUCUCCCAUUUGGGAUCAGGAUUUUCUCUCAGUCUCUUCUAGAACUCAGCUAGGAAUCCAAACAGUUAUUAAUCCACCUCCUGUGGCUGGGACAGUGUCAUACAAUUCAAACUCAUCUUCCCUGGAGCAGCCAAAUGGAGGUAGCACGAGUCCUGCCUGCAAGUCAUCUGGGCUUGAAGCAAACCAAGGAGAGAAGAGGAAAAUGAAUGACUCUCACAUUCUAGAAGAGGCCAAAAGACCCCGGGUUAUGGGGGAUAUUCCAGUGGAGUUGAUUCAUGAGGUCAUGUCCACCAUCACAGACCCUGCAACCAUGCUCGGGCCAGAGACCAAUUUUCUGUCGGCACACUCAGCCAGGGACGAGGCAGCGAGGCUGGAAGAGUGCAGGGGUGUCAUUGAAUUCCAUGUGGUUGGCAAUUCCCUGAACCAGAAACCAAACAAGAAGAUUCUGAUGUGGCUGGUUGGUCUACAGAACGUCUUCUCCCAUCAGCUGCCCCGAAUACCAAAAGAGUAUAUCACACGUCUUGUCUUUGACCCGAAACACAAAACCCUUGCUUUAAUUAAAGAUGGCCGUGUUAUUGGUGGUAUCUGUUUCUGUAUGUUCCCAUUCCAGGGAUUCACAGAGAUUGUUUUCUGUGCUGUAACUUCAAAUGAGCAAGUCAAGGGCUAUGGAACACACCUGAUGAAUCAUCUGAAAGAAUAUCACAUAAAACACGACAUCCUCAACUUCCUCACAUACGCUGACGAUUAUGCAAUUGGAUACUUCAAGAAACAGGGUUUCUCCAAAGAAAUUAAAAUACCCAAAACCAAAUAUGUUGGCUACAUCAAGGAUUAUGAAGGAGCCACCUUAAUGGGAUGUGAGCUGAAUCCUCGGAUUCCGUACACAGAGUUCUCUGUCAUCAUUAAAAAACAGAAGGAGAUAAUUAAAAAGCUGAUAGAAAGAAAACAGGCCAAGAUCCGAAAAGUCUACCCUGGACUUUCAUGUAUUAAAGAUGGAGUUCGACAGAUUCCUAUAGAAAGCAUUCCUGGAAUUAGAGAGACAGGCUGGAAACCAAGUGGAAAAGAAAAAAGUAAAGAACCCAAAGACCCUGACCAGCUUUACAGCAUGCUUAAGGGCAUCCUCCAGCAGGUGAAGAGCCAUCAAAGCGCUUGGCCCUUCAUGGAACCUGUGAAGAGAACAGAAGCUCCGGGAUAUUAUGAAGUUAUACGUCAAAUAUUGUUAAUAUUUUUUUUUCCCUGUGCAGAUCUGAAAACCAUGAGUGAACGCCUCAAGAAUCGGUACUACGUGUCUAAGAAAUUAUUCAUGGCAGACUUACAGAGAGUUUUUACCAAUUGCAAAGAGUACAACCCCCCUGAGAGUGAAUACUACAAAUGUGCCAAUAUCCUGGAGAAAUUCUUCUUCAGUAAAAUUAAGGAGGCUGGAUUAAUUGACAAGUGAUUUCCUUUCCCUCUGCUUCUUAGAAACUCAUCAGCAGUGUGCCUAAAGCAAGAUGGUUUCAUUUUAUUGUUUUCUUUUGUUGUUGUUGUUGUUUUAUUUUAAAGAACUGAAUUGGAGAUGUCUUUGAAGAGACUUGUAAAUGUAAUAAUUAGCACUUUUGAGAAAACAAGACAACCUCCUGUUAGCUUUUCAGAUAGGUAUUUAAAUUGAAGUCAUAGAACAUUUUUAUUUGAUGGAAUAGAUUUGAAUCUAUUUACUGCUAGGAUGUACAUUUUCUAUGACAAGUCCAUUAGCCCACUAUUCCAUGAUAGAAGAUCAGGGGUUUUCAGACCGUGAAUGUGUCCAUUUUUUUUUUCCUAAUGGAAUGUGAGAGUGUAGUUUUAUUUUAUUCUGAAGGACUUGAAGGAGGAAAUAAUGAUAAAAAGCCCAUAAAAGGUGAAAUAUGUGAUGUUUGAAGUCUCACAAUAGACUCUACAUGGAUAUUUUUUAAAACACUCAUCUAGAUGAGGUGCUCUGAGCAGUUCUGAAAAAAAUUGCAGGUCCUCAACUGCAGCUGCUUUGAUUCCUAAGGAAGAGACUCUAAAUAAUGCAAACUUUCUUUCUUUUUGUUUUUUUUUUGUAAGCAUCUGGGGUUUUGAUAAUUCUGUCUACAUACAACAAACUUGUGAGUACUUAACCACUAUUUUACUAAUUCUUUACACAAAUGUGAGAUAUCAUAUUUGACUUUGCUUAUGCAGGACAUAAGUUCAAAAAAAAAAAAAAAAAGGUAAUUUCCCAAGCCACAAAGGCAUAAAGUUGAAAACACUUGAAAUCGAGACAACAUGCCUUUAUAGGAAAAAGACAUGUAUUCUAUAUGUGUAUCAAGCAAUCUGGUGGAUCCUUGUUCUAAUAAGUGAGGAUUUUUACUUUUCUAUGACAUGUGUAACUCCAUUAAAAAUGUGUAUGUGAACAUUUUUUUUUCUUCAUCUCCAGAUUAUGUUUAUUGUCUGAGAUGAAUUAAAUUCCCACCGAGGGUGGUGUCAGCAUUUUAACACCUAAUUGCUAUUCUGGGUUCAGGGUUAUAUCCCACUACCAUCCAUCAUACAGUCUAUUCCCUAACCUGUCUUGGGAUUCCAGCUUAGUGCUUACAUUUUAAUCCUGAUUACACUACAGAGAAAGUGCGACACCUACCAUACCCCAACUCUGGGAAAACCAACUAAUAUACAACCAUACAAAUGAAGCCAUCUCCACAGUGUUGACACUAAUUUUUAUGAUGCAAAUUUGUAAACUGAUUUUUGUAAAGGAUGAGGUUUUAAAAAUGUAUUUGUUUUCUAUCAGCAUAAAUUAAAAUGGGUCACGAAUGUUUUUAAUGAAAACAGUCAACAGAGAUAGCAAGCAUGAAGGAAAUACCCGUAAAAUGGCUAUGAAGUUGGAAGUGUUGUUUUUGAGAUGUAGGAGAUUUUUCAGAAUGCUCACAGUGAAACAUGCCUCAACUUUUCCAAGUAUAAGAAACUACCUUGAGUGGUGUCUUAGAUUUCUAAUGAAGAAGGA